GUCUUAAAAUUUUGGACCCAGACCCGACCCUUAGACCCUAAACUUAUUUAAUAUAUACAUUUUUACUUUUUAAAAAAAAAAAAACAAACUGAUUUUCUAAAAGACUAAAACCUAAGUAUAACACCAAAACACCCAUUCUGAACUCUUAUGUAAGUUGUGUUUGUUUUCUUUUUUUCAGUUUGUAUGUUUGUGCUUUUGUUUGCUCAAUUUAUAUGUUUGUGAAUUGUGUUUGUUUCGUUUUUUUUUUCAGUUUAUAAGUUUGUGUUUGUUUUGUUUUUUUCAAUUUAUAUGUUUGUGUUUGUUUCAUGCGAUUUUUUUUGUUUGUUUCAUGUGAAUUUCAGAUGAUUAUUGAUAUUAAUAAUGCUGAAAAUUUGACAAAAUAAAGAAUUCAAGCCUGGACCCUCCAGACCCUCUAGACCCUCCAGACCCUAAGGGUCUGGGUCAAGGUCCAAUUUUUUCAGACCCUUAGGGUCCGGGUCCGGGUCUGCAAAAAAAUUUAGGGUCCGGGUCUAGGGUCCAGCUGGACCCGACCCAGACCCUACCCUUGCCCAUCCCUACCCCUAAUUAGUAACAACAAUAAUAAUAUUAUUAUUGGAUAUAUUUAUAAUAUUUUUUUAUAGGUAAGAAUCGGUCUAAUUGAAGUCUGAAGAUGACCCUAUGUAAACUCAAAUACAAGAAGUAAAGUAUUCGAAGAAUGACCAAAUCUAACUAAAUUCGACUCCAAUUUUCACCCGAUCCAAAUGACCAGAUUGAUGAGCCUUUUUAAAAACUUCCCUAAAAGAAAAAAGAGGGAAAAAAAAGAAUUCCUUGAGGUGGGGUUCGGCACUAUCUGAAAAAAAAAAAAAAAAAAAAAAAACUGAAAGAGUAGUGGGGCUACACUAAGGAGCAACGACCAGUGUAACUAACUGUUAUUUGUCCUCCACGCCCUUUCAUUCUCAUCAGCCUCAAAUAUUCCCCUUCACAUCGUUGAAUUCUUCAAAUAUUUCUGAUCGUUUUGUCUUCCUUUACAGAAUUGUCACGUACCUGCAAUAACUUGUCCACUCUUAUUUUCUUCUUCAUACCUUUCUUUUUCUUUUUCCAAAGAUAGAGACAGACAUAAGGCGAAAAGACAUCAUUUGUCACCAAUAUUUGUUUCUUAAGAAGUUUUAAGACUUGUAAAACCUGGAGUUUGAUAGGGUCAACUGAUGCAAAAAUGGGUAGGAAAGGAAAUUGGUUCUCUGCAAUGAAGAAAGCCCUGAACCCUGAGGCAAAAGAGAACAUCAACCAGCAGGAUUCUGGAAAGUCGAAGAAGAAAUGGUUCAAGAAGAAGAAACGAUCUGGUUCGAACACCAUACCAGCUGAAACUGCCCCUGCAGCAACGUUACCUCCUCAGCCAACCGUUGCUGCAGUGGUUCCUCCUGCUGAACCAGCAAAAUCAAGUACAGUAGAUAAGGAACACACAAAGCAUGCCUAUACUGUUGCUAUUGCAACUGCUAAGGCAGCUGAGGCUGCUGUUGCUGCGGCUCAGGCUGCUGCUGAGGUUGUUCGUUUGACAGCAACUACUCCACCUAUUGCUAGCAAGUCUAAGGAGGAAGCUGCGGCCAUUAAGAUUCAGACAGCUUUUCGAGGAUAUAUGGGAAGGAGAACAUUGCGUGCUUUGCGAGGAUUGAUGAGGUUGAAAACAGUGAUGCAAGGACAGGCAAUAAAACGUCAGACUGCAAAUACUCUGAAGUCUAUGCAAACAUUAGCUCGUGUACAGACUCAGGUACAUGAGCGAAGGCAGAGGAUGGCUGAGGAGAAUCUGGCUCGUCAAAAACACAUUCAGCAGAAAUAUGCUAAAGAGCAAGCCAAGGAGCUUGACAAAUUACAACAAAAUGGAGAUGGUUGGGAUAGCAGUGGAAAGACAAAGAAAGAGAUCGAAGCAAAGAUGCAAAGCCGACAUGAAGCAGCCAUUAGAAGAGAAAGGACUAUGGCUUAUGCAUUUACUCAUCAGCAAGCAUGGAAAGCAUCAUCAAUGUCUGCCAACACAAUGUUUAUGGAUGUAAACAAUCCCCAUUGGGGCUGGAGCUGGUUAGAGCGUUGGUUAGCUGCUAGACCAUGGGAGACUGCAACUACUCCUGAUAGCAAUGAUAACUCACCUCGUAUUAAGAUCUCAAAGACCAUUAUGUUUGGGAAUGAGCUUCCUAAAAAACAUGCUCGUCAUCACAACACUGAAAAGCCUUCCCCAACACCCAUCCCAAAACAAACUCGCUCUUCUACUGGUGGUCGUUUGUCCACCUCUAGUGUUCCUUCAAAAUCCACUGCAGCAGCACGCAAGUUGAGAACCCCGAGCCCAAAAGCAAGCCCAAGAAUGAGCAUGUGGGGUCCAGAUGACGAUGCAAGAAGUACGCUUAGUCAGCAGUCAGAACAACAAUCAAGGAGAAAUAGUGUAACAGGUUCAUCAGUUAGUAGGGAUGAUGAGAGCCUAGCUAGUUCUCAAACUGUACCAAGUUAUAUGGCAGCCACGGAAUCUGCUAAGGCUAGGUCGCGAUUAGGAGGUGAUCCAAAGAGGGAAAAGAGUGUCACACCUGACAGAUCAUCUGUUAGUUCUGCUAAGAAAAGGGCAUCUCAGCCUGCUUCUCCUGCUAGAUCAAGGCGGUCAACUUCCUCCAAUGCAGAUGCUAAUUCUAUCUCAGACCAUAUUUAGAAAUUAAUUUAAUUAUAUACUUCAUUUCAAAAACUCCUGAUUUGUGUUUGUUCGGGUGAUUAGUCCCUAUUGCAUAGUCUUAAUUCAGAGUUGUAAUUGUUUGCUAAAAACUUGUUUUUAUUUUUAUUUUACAUUGAGGAUAUAUAAAGGCAUGAUGAUGCCUGCUGUAAACACUGACAUUUUCGGAUUUAACUGAUAUGGCAAGAACUUUUACCUGUGAGAAUGUCAUGCCAACUGAACAAUUCUGCCAUAUACAGUUUAUAAGUACAGGUUUUUCGCGUUUUCUACAUGUAAUGAAAAUAUGAAUUCCUUGAAGCAACAUUG
Molecule: messenger RNA, 2989 nt
Organism: Beta vulgaris subsp. vulgaris (sugar beet)
Lineage: Eukaryota; Viridiplantae; Streptophyta; Magnoliopsida; Caryophyllales; Amaranthaceae
Product: protein IQ-DOMAIN 3
Exons: 6
Coding region: 1193-2665 (490 amino acids)
Molecular function (GO): protein binding
Source: RefSeq, a predicted model, not a curated record